This is a messenger RNA of Lipotes vexillifer (Yangtze River dolphin), 606 nucleotides long. RefSeq lists its product as uncharacterized. The record is from RefSeq and is a predicted model, not a curated record. The transcript has 2 exons. NCBI's taxonomy places the organism in Eukaryota, Metazoa, Chordata, Mammalia, Artiodactyla, Lipotidae. The coding region runs from base 1 to 606 and encodes 201 amino acids.
AUGGGAAGCAGCCAGGCCAAGCAAGCUGAACUUUCUCAUUUCCCUUCCAUGCAGCACCUGCAGAAGCUGAGGGGACAAGGAGCUGGUUUCAGGUCCCAGGAGUUCAGCAGUGACCUGAGCAAGUGUCUUUCUACAUCCACAUCUCCAUCUCCAUCCACAUCCACAUCUACAUCUAUAGCUACGUCCACAUCUAUACCUACAUCUAUACCUACAUCCACAUCUACACCUACAUCCACAUCCGCAUCUAUAGCUACAUCCACAUCUCCAUCUACAUCCACAUCUCCAUCUACAUCCACAUCCACAUCUCCAUCUACAUCCACAUCCACAUCUACAUCUAUAGCUACAUCCACAUCUAUACCUACAUCUACAUCCACAUCCACAUCUACACUUAUAUCUACACCCACAUCCACAUCCACAGCUACAUCCACAUCUACACCUACAUCCACAUCCACAUCCACACCUACAUCCACAUCCACAUCUACACCUACAUCCACAUCCGCAUCUAUAGCUACAUCCACAUCUACAUCCACAUCCACAUCUAUACCUACCUACAUCUACAUUCACAUCCACAUCAACACUUAUGGAAAGAGAGUGCCUUUUCCCUAA